GGGGUGUGUGACCUUACUCUCACUGGCUUAUUUCCCCAUCUAAAAUGUGCAGCAAAAAGCUUUUGACGCUCACACACACUCAGCAUCAACAUCAUCACCAGCCAGAGUGUGUGUUGUGAGCAGACGACACAGAGAUCUGCUGGUUAGUGUGUGCUGAUAGCCUGUUUGGUCACAGGAGUUUUCCGUGCAGCUCUUACCAGCUAGGUUCAGCCUGCUGUUUGGUUUGUCACCAUGGACGUCUUCUCCUCUCUCACAUCCCCUUCCUCCUGCCCUCAUCUGUACCACCAAUCAACUUACUCCAGCAACAGCACUGUGCCAAACGAAACCACUACGGCCACAGGGAUCAGCCAGGUGAUUCUGAGGCACUACAACUACACGGGCCGCCUGCAGAACAGGACGAUCUCAGCCACCCAGGCCCCCAUCAGCGUCUCCAUGUCCGUUUUCCUCUUUUUCAGUGUGUUUAUCAUUCUGGAGAACCUCCUGGUGCUGGUGGCUGUCAUCUCCCGCAUCCGCCACAGCCGCCGCUGGGUUUACGUCUGCAUCGCUAACAUCACCCUGAGUGAUCUGCUCACAGGUGCAGCCUAUCUGGUCAACAUCUGCAUGUCCGGCAACCAGACGUUCCGUCUCACCCCUGCUUUGUGGCUCUUCAGGGAGGGCAUGCUGUUCGUGGCCCUGGCAGCCUCCAUCUUCAGUUUAUUGCUGAUUGCUGUGGAGCGCUACACUACCAUGAUGAAACCUUUGCCCCAGAAGUCAACAAGGAAGACCUAUUAUCGGAUCUAUGGCUUGGUUGGGCUGUGCUGGGUUUUGGCGUUGGUGAUUGGCUUCCUCCCCCUGCUAGGCUGGAACUGUGUCUGCAGCCUGGAUGGAUGCUCCACUCUCCUCCCUCUUUACUCCAAGACCUACAUCUUUUUCUCUCUCAUCAUCUUCUUUCUUAUCCUGUUGACUAUCGGGGUGCUUUAUGGUGCCAUCUACUGCCAUGUACACAAGAGUGCUCAGCUGGGCCCUCAACGCAAUCGCAAACGCUCCUUGGCUCUGCUGAAAACUGUGAUCACCAUCGUAGGGGUCUUUUUGCUCUGCUGGGGACCACUCUUUAUGCUUUUGUUGGUGGAUUUCUUCUGUGUGUCCCGCCAGUGUGCCUUGCUGUUCAGCGCUGAUUUCUGCAUCUCCCUGGCUGUCCUGAACUCUGGCCUGAACCCCAUCAUCUACGCCCUGGGCAGCAGCGACAUGAGGAAGGCCAUGGCCGAGCUGUUGUGCUGCUGCUGCCUGAGGGCCGGCCUGUGUCACCCUGACAAGUUCAUUUCCAAGGAGACCAGCAGCACCUCGGAGAGCAGGAGGAACAGUCUGAGGAACAGCUUCAGCAAGGUCAGGAAUCUGAGCGUGGCCUCGCCACCGUCGACUCCGAGCAAGCCUCGCAAGGCACCGAGAAAGGGCAGGCUGAGCACCACAACCAGCUGCCUGUCAGUUUCAAGUGGUUAAAACCACAACGUGCUCCCCUCCCAAGCAAGCAAGACCUGUGUUCACUGAAACACAUCUAACCGUUUCCUGACUUUUAGUUUGACUCUUUGCUGCACGGACGAUAAAAUGUUUUUAGAAAACUUGCUUGAAGAGAGGCUUUAACCUAAAAAAUAUGAGUUCAGCUUUAAGUGUAGCAGGAAAUAAAAACUCAGGGAUGUUUCUGUUUAACAGUACAUUCAGUUUGUCAAUGCAUCUCAUAUAGGUACCAGAACAUUCUUUGGAUUGGACCAUUUGGAUGACAUUAAGUGUAUAUUAAUACUUUGAAUGCCGAAUGUGUAAUUUUGUACAAAUGCUGUUAAAAAUAUAAAUAAAGUUUAUUUUCUAUUGAAAAUCA
Messenger RNA from Girardinichthys multiradiatus, 1849 nucleotides. It is a transcript of the gene s1pr4, whose product is annotated as sphingosine-1-phosphate receptor 4. The transcript has 2 exons. Bases 232 to 1476 code for a protein of 414 amino acids. The record is from RefSeq and is a predicted model, not a curated record. Gene Ontology annotation, biological process: G protein-coupled receptor signaling pathway. Gene Ontology annotation, molecular function: sphingosine-1-phosphate receptor activity. Gene Ontology annotation, cellular component: membrane. NCBI's taxonomy places the organism in Eukaryota, Metazoa, Chordata, Actinopteri, Cyprinodontiformes, Goodeidae.